AUGCGCCCCUCGGCGGUUAACGUGCAGACGCGCGCCGUGGGUCUGCGAGAGCUCGAAUCCCAGCAACUGCCGCAGCACAUGCGACGCGAGAAUUGGAAUCCCUUCGAGACGACGCAGCAUGACGACGUGUCAUUCGAGGGAGUAGCGGUGCGAGUGGGCGUGGGGCGGCAGCAGCGGCGGUCGCUGCUGCGGCAGUGGUUCCGUGACGCUCCUGAUGGGCUCGUUUCGUCCUCCGUUGACCUACUCACUCAGGUCAACGCAGUCAACUCUCUCAACAAGGUCAACGCAGUCAACCGAGUUACACCAGUCAACGACUCGUUGACACCCUUGCAAUCAUGCGCAAAAGAAGCAGAAUCGGGUUCGAGGUGGGGCCUUGCAACCCGGGCCGCCGAGCAACUGACGACCACUCAAUCAGAGGCGGAGGUGGGGGAGGUGCAAGUGGGGGAGGUGUUGAGGCGGCCAGUGGAAGACAUUCGGCGGCAGUGGCUUUUGCUGAGGAAGGAGAUAGGCAGGGGGCAGUAUGGCGUGAUACGGAGAUGCGUGCAUCGCACCACUGGGGAGAUCGUUGCCUGCAAGAGCAUUCGAAAGUCCGCCAUUCAGAGCGCUGCUGACGUGGAGGCAGUGCGUAAUGAGGUGGCAUUCAUGGAAGAACUCGAGGGCCAUCCCAACAUUAUUCAGAUCAAGGAGGCUGCGGAGACGAACAAGCACGUGCACGUGGUGAUGGAGCUCUGUGAGGGGGGAGACCUGUUUGACCGCAUUGACUCCCACGGAAGGCUCUCGGAAGCUUCCGCGGCGCGCAUCUUCCGAUCGCUCAUGCUGGCCUUGCAGCACUGCCACUCGCAUGGCAUCGUGCACCGUGACGUCAAACCAGAAAACGUGCUUAUAUCGAGCAGUGCUUAUAACGCGGACGCCUCAGGAGCCGUGUUUAGCAUGUGUCCAGAGUCAACCGAAAGCGUCAAACUGAUUGACUUUGGAGUCGCGGUGAGAAUGGCUCCGGGUGUUGCUCUUUCGGAGGUGGUGGGCACGGCAGAGUACAUGGCUCCUGAGGUGUUUUCAGGGGCAUAUGGCUGUGAGUGCGACGUGUGGAGUGCCGGUGUUACGCUCUUCGUGAUGCUCUGUGGGCAGACUCCGUACCUGCGAGAUAGACCUGCCAAUUCCAGCAGCAGCUGCAGGAAAGGCAGUGGGGGUAGCAGCAGUGGGGAGGAGAGAGCAGCAGCUGAAGAGGGUGUGUGGCGGAGGGUGGUGGAGGCGAAGAGGAGGGGGUUCAGCCAUUGCCGGAGGUGGCAGGAGCUGUCGUCACCAGCCAAGCAUCUCAUCAUUCACAUGCUCUCUGCUCACCCCAGCACCCGAAUCACUGUGGACGAGAUUCUUGGUGAGUUGUAA
Molecule: messenger RNA, 1383 nt
Organism: Closterium sp. Naga37s-1
Lineage: Eukaryota; Viridiplantae; Streptophyta; Zygnematophyceae; Desmidiales; Closteriaceae
Source: the annotation of a GenBank genome assembly